GAACCUCAAGAACUCUGCUGGACAGGUAAUGCUUCGGUUGCUACCUCUAAAUGGAGAACCAUCUAAGCUCAACAUAUAGACUGCCCUUCACUUUGUCGCCUCCAAGAGGAACCUCGACAUCGCCCGUGUUCUUAUCGACAACGGCGCGUCGACCCGAGUACGCGAUCGUAGGGGCCAGUAUCCCAUACAUCGCGCCGCCGCUGUCGGUUCUGUGCCUAUGGUGACUCUCCUUCUCAAAAACAGAAGUCCACUAAACCCUGCUGAUAAUGAGGGUUACACUCCCCUUCAUCAUGCAAUUGCAGAGGGGCAUGGAGACACUGCUGUUACCCUCCUCAAAGAAGGCGCCGAUUUCACACUCAAGAACAGCGCGGGUGAGCUAGCACUUGAUCUGGCACCAGAUAAGGAAGUAUGUAUAUCUCUAGAAUACUAUGAAAAUGGAAUUCUUGGCUCUCUUCUUGUCGCACCACUCUAUAAACCCCCAUCUAACUCUGUCUCUUUGUCAACAGGUACGCCGAUAUGUUUUACAAGGUGCGGAGCGUGAGGGUAUCGAGUUGUCGGGGUAGCUAGGAAUACAUGCUAGAAGAAAGAAAAAGAAGUGCAAGACAUCAUGACCUUGCCCAAG
Fusarium redolens is the source of this 622-nucleotide messenger RNA. RefSeq lists its product as uncharacterized. Gene Ontology annotation, cellular component: cytoplasm. The coding region runs from base 218 to 541 and encodes 107 amino acids. The record is from RefSeq and is a predicted model, not a curated record. NCBI's taxonomy places the organism in Eukaryota, Fungi, Ascomycota, Sordariomycetes, Hypocreales, Nectriaceae. The transcript has 3 exons. Gene Ontology annotation, molecular function: phosphatase regulator activity; protein binding; enzyme inhibitor activity.